Messenger RNA from Necator americanus (New World hookworm), 855 nucleotides. RefSeq lists its product as uncharacterized. The coding region runs from base 1 to 855 and encodes 284 amino acids. Lineage: Eukaryota; Metazoa; Nematoda; Chromadorea; Rhabditida; Ancylostomatidae. The record is from RefSeq and is a predicted model, not a curated record. The transcript is spliced from 2 exons. Gene Ontology annotation, cellular component: site of double-strand break; nucleus; condensed chromosome. Gene Ontology annotation, molecular function: double-stranded DNA binding; single-stranded DNA endonuclease activity; DNA topoisomerase binding. Gene Ontology annotation, biological process: mitotic DNA integrity checkpoint signaling; double-strand break repair via nonhomologous end joining; DNA double-strand break processing.
AUGAGAGGAAGAGAGUUGAGGAGGGGAGAGGAGGAGAAGAAGAAUAAAGAGAGAAAGGGGAAAGCGAGGGCGAAGGCCCCUUCUGAGCGGUCUGUGCGCGCCUGGUUCCAGCGCUUCAAAGCCGGAAACAAGGAACUCGAAGAUGAGCCUCGCUCUGCUCGACCGACUGCAAUAUCGUUCGACGAACUGAAGAAUCUGGCGGAGCAGCAUUUAUAUGAAGGUGUGCGGUGUUUUGCUGCCAGUCUUGGCUCUUCGCUGUCCACCGUGAGUAAUGGACUGCGAUCUCUCGGGAUGGUGAGAAAGCUCGGUCGGUGGCUCCCACAUGCAUUGAGCGACGGCAACCGUCAAGGACGCUCGGACAUCUGCACUCAGCUGCUCUCCAGAAGCCGUAGAUUCGACUGGCUGGACACCAUUGUCACUGGAGAUGAAAAAUGGAUCCUCUACGUCUGGUGGGGAGUUCAUGGAAUCUACCGUUUCGAACUGCUGCCAGACAACACGACAGUUACCGCCGAUUUCUACUGCGCUCAACUGCAAAGACUGGCCGACAAGAUCCGCAAGAAGCACCCGAAGCUCGGUACGACCCGGAUCUGGCCCCGAGCGACUAUCACCUCUUGCGAUCGCUUUAGCAUCACCUGGAAGAGAAGCGCUACGAUGAUCGUGACCACCUCGAAAAUGACCUUCUGGCUUUCUUUGCCUCUAAGUCGCACAGGUCAGCGUGAACAUCUCAAGAAGAGAUUCGUGGUAAUUUUGCAGUUUUGGUUUCGAACAAACGAAGGAAAUAGGAAUGAAUGGGAAGACGAGCAAGAAUCAAGGAGACAUGUAAUGAGUGGAAGAGCUGAGUCCACACUGAGCUAA